This is a messenger RNA of Vigna angularis (adzuki bean), 1011 nucleotides long. Its product is annotated as probable aquaporin TIP5-1. Gene Ontology annotation, biological process: transmembrane transport; water transport. The coding region runs from base 140 to 904 and encodes 254 amino acids. The record is from RefSeq and is a predicted model, not a curated record. Lineage: Eukaryota; Viridiplantae; Streptophyta; Magnoliopsida; Fabales; Fabaceae. Gene Ontology annotation, cellular component: membrane. Gene Ontology annotation, molecular function: water channel activity. The transcript has 3 exons.
UCUCAGAUAAGGCGCCACAUCGGUCGGCAGUUAUAGACGGUUAGUUUUUAUUUUCAAAUGCAUACAUCGUUUGGAAAACGGCGUGUCUUUUUCUCUCUUGAUACCGUUUUCUCAGUGUCUCUGCCACCUUCAAUCACAAAUGGCUCCAUCUUCUGCCAUUGUCACUUCCCGUUUUCAUGAAUCCAUCACUCGCCAUGCACUUCGCUCCUAUCUCUCUGAGUUCAUCUCCACCUUCUUCUACGUCUUUCUCGUCGUUGGCUCUGGAAUGUCCUCACGGAAGUUGAUGCCUGAUGCUUCACUGAACCCAACAAGUCUGGUUGUGGUUUCCAUUGCAAGUGCUUUUGCUUUGUCUUGUGUUCUGUAUAAUGCAUGGGAGAUCUCAGGUGGACACGUCAACCCAGCAGUGACCUUUGCAAUGGCAGUGGGAGGUCACGUUAGUGUACCAACUGCACUCUUUUACUGGGUCGCUCAACUUAUAGCCUCUGUUAUGGCUUGCCUUGUUCUAAGAGGCAUUGUUGUUGGCAUGCAUGUUCCAACCUACACCAUUGCAGAAGAGAUGACAGGGUUUGGAGCAUCAGUGCUAGAGGGUCUUCUGACAUUUGUUUUGGUGUACACAGUGUAUGCAGCCAGGGAUCCUAGGCGUGUUUCACUGGGUUCCAAUGGCAUACUUGUAGUUGGGUUUGUGGCUGGUGCAGGUGUCUUAGCCGCAGGUCCAUUCUCUGGUGGGUCAAUGAACCCUGCAUGUGCUUUUGGCUCUGCAACCAUUGCAGGCUCUUUCAGGAACCAAGCAGUGUAUUGGGUUGGACCCUUGAUCGGUGCCACCAUAGCUGGGCUUCUUUAUGAUAAUGUGCUGUUCCGUUCUCUGCCUCCAGCAGCAGGGCUUUCAGAAGGAAUUGGGGUCUGAACUGUAGUUUUAUGCAAUAUAAGAUGUAGUGUUCAACUUUUUGUAGUUCUUACUAUCAUACGUAACUUAUCCCAUGUUAUGUUAUAAGUGUUUGUGGAAAAUCUGUC